Aureobasidium pullulans EXF-150 is the source of this 1254-nucleotide messenger RNA. RefSeq names its product mannosyltransferase. Gene Ontology annotation, cellular component: endoplasmic reticulum. The transcript is spliced from 4 exons. The record is from RefSeq and is a predicted model, not a curated record. Gene Ontology annotation, molecular function: dol-P-Man:Man(5)GlcNAc(2)-PP-Dol alpha-1,3-mannosyltransferase activity. The coding region runs from base 1 to 1254 and encodes 417 amino acids. Lineage: Eukaryota; Fungi; Ascomycota; Dothideomycetes; Dothideales; Saccotheciaceae.
AUGGACGUCUUCCAGAAGUGUUUGAGCAUUGCCAAGGACCCGUGGCAUACCAGAUGGAUAUGUCCACUGCUGCUGCUGGCUGAUGCAGGACUUACAGCAUUGAUCGUGUGGAAGGUCCCAUAUACCGAAAUCGAUUGGACAGCGUAUGUGGAACAAGUCACACAAUAUCUUGCUGGAGAACGCGACUACACCAAGAUCCAAGGAGGUACCGGUCCUCUGGUCUAUCCCGCGGCCCAUGUCUACAUCUACCAAGUGCUAUAUCGGUUCACCGACCAAGGCACCAAUAUCCCGUUUGCACAGAUCAUCUUUGGUGUCCUCUACCUCAUGACGCUUGCUGUGGUCAUGGCAUGCUACCGCAACGCAAAGAUACCACCCUAUGUGUUUCCGAUGCUCAUCUUGUCCAAGCGUAUGCACUCGAUCUUCACGCUAAGGCUGUUCAAUGACUGCUUUGCCAUUUUCUUCUUCUUUUUGGCCAUCUAUUGCUACCAGAAGCGAUGGUGGAUCAUGGGGUCAGCCAUCUACUCAAUGGGGUUGGGGGUGAAGAUGAGUCUGUUACUUGCAUUGCCUGCAGUCGGGACUGUGCUUCUGCAAGCAAUCGGUGCAAGUGAUGCGAUUGGUCAUGCAUCGUUGAUUGUGUUGAUACAGAUUCUACUCUCAUUGCCCUUCACACUGCACAACCCGCAGGGCUACCUCUCGCGGGCAUUUGAGUUCACAAGGCAAUUCUUCUUCAAGUGGACAGUAAAUUGGCGGUUUGUGGGAGAGGAGACAUUCCUCUCCAAGCAAUUUUCAUUAACAUUGCUUGCUGCUCACGUCUCUCUGCUUGUUCUCUUCGCUACGACUCGAUGGCUAAAGCCUUCGAAACAAACCCUUCCUGCGAUAAUCGGAUCAAUCUUCAAUCCUCCGUCAGAGGCAAAGCAAGCAGAGAUAUCGGCGAGGGUGACACCCAGGUUUAUCUUGACGACAAUACUUUCGGCCAAUGCGAUUGGCAUGCUGUGCGCAAGAUCGCUCCACUACCAGUUCUACUCUUGGAUUGUAUGGGCGACUCCUGCUCUUCUCUGGCGCGCGGGCUACCAUCCUAUCCUGCAAUAUGCCCUGUGGGGUGCGCAAGAGUAUGCCUGGAACGUCUUUCCCAGCACCAACUUCAGCUCGAUGGUUGUGGUGCAAGUGCUUGCUGCUACGGUGGCUGGCGUAUGGUAUGGAACGAGAAAAGAGACGACGGAUGCUCCGGUGAAGAAGCAUCAGCAUGUAGAGUAG